UGUGCAUGCGCAAUGUGGUCGAAACAUGAAGAUGCCAGUGCUUCUCAGAACCUUGAAUCGUGAGAAUAUUUGUUGAAUUUGCCCUUGUUUUUUGCGUAAACGAAUUCACAGAUUUAUGGUCUUCUUUUUUUGAACGUAACUUAUUCAACCAGCCUGUAUUUCGGCUAGCCGCGCUGGUUGAAAAUGUCUGAUUUCUUGGAACAUGAAGCCGAGGAAUCGGACGAAGAGUUGGAAGCAAAUUCCGACGAGGAGGAUUUAGGCCCAUCUGAAAAGAAAAAGAAGAGAAAGAAAAUUGAAGAUGAAGAAGAGGAUGACGAGGAAGAUGAGAUUGAUGAAGAAUUGAUAAAUGAUAUAAUCAAUGAUGACGAUGAAGAAGUCGAAGAAAGUGACCAAGAACCCCGGCGGAAAAAACGGCCUAGAAGAGAGAGUGAAGACGAAGUAGAUGAUGAGGAUCUUGCAUUGAUUGAAGAAAACACUGGUAUUAAGUUAAAAAAGAAAAAACAUUCUAGAGUCAAACUGUUAGAUUCUGAUGAAGAAGAUGAGCCAGAUGAAACCAAGGAAAGGGAGGAAAUAGAGAAUGAGUUGUUCAAAGAUGAUGAAGAAUUGAAUGGAAGAUCUAGUGAUGAGAAUGGAAGAUCUAGUGACGAGAAUGGAAGAUCUAGUGAUGAGAGGGAAGACGAAUCAGCUGCUGGAAAUCAAGGAAGUAGCCAAGCAUAUGCACCAAUUGAGGAUUUAACUGAUGAAGAGGAUGACGAUGGAGACUAUGGAUUCAUUGUUGAUGAUGAUGAUCAGCCAAUUCACACGAGACCUGCAAAGAAGAAACGAAGCAAGGACAAAUACAUAAGCAGUGCAUUGCAAGAAGCCCAAGAUAUUUUUGGCCUAGAGUUUGACUUGAAUGAGUUAGAUCAAUAUGAUGAUGGUCUUGAUCAAGCAUCCGAAGAAGACUACGAAGAAAAUGAAGAUGAAGUACAGACUGUGAAAAAGAGAAAGAAGAAGAAGACUUCAAGGAAAUCCAUUUAUGAUGUCUACGAGCCUUCUGAACUAGAGAAAAGCCAUUUAACUGAUAAAGAUAACGAGGUGAGAGUGCGCGACAUUCCUGAGAGAUUCCAGCUCCGUGCAGUGCCGGUGAAGCUGGCCACUGAUAUAGAGCUUGAUGACGAAGCUGAAUGGAUCUACAAGCAAGCGUUUAUGCAGACGCCCAUAUCGCAACAGAAUUUCCCGGAGUCAAGAGACUUUGAACGAAGACACCCCGCACCGCAGUUAAAACCUGUUUCAACAAUACCAAAAAUCAGGUCGGCUUUGAACUUUAUGAAGAAAGAAUUGUUCGAGGUCCCAUUUAUUGCAACAUACAGAAAAGAAUACAUCGAACCAGAGUUGAAAGUUGAUGAUCUUUGGACAAUAUUUGACUUCGAUGCUAAGUGGACACAAUUGAAUGGAAGGAAACAAAAUAUGAAAAAGCUCUUCGAGCAGAUGCAAAAAUAUCAAUUUGAACUCGUACUCAAAAAUGAGGACAAAAAAGUCGAUGAACAUUUCAGGACACUUGAGCAAGAAGAUAUUGAUGCAUUAGACAAUGUUCAGGGAAUGGAAGAGUUGAUGGACGUGUACAUGCAGUUCCAAUUGUACUACUCUGACGACAUCCCGAAAAUGCAGGCUUGGUUUAAGGACAAAGAGAGGGCUGCAAAGAAGUCGAAGUCAAAAGUAAAAGAGAAAACAAAGAAAAAAGAAAGUAGCGACGGAGUUGGUGAAGGAGAAGACAGAGAGGGUGAGGAUGAUAAUACGAAAGAUGGCCUGGAUGAGAGUACUGAAAAAGAAGGAGAUGAAGCUGAGGAGGAUGAAGCCACGAAGGAAGAUGAGGACGCAAAUGAAGAUGUUGAAGAGACAAGAAAAAUACCCAGGAGGAGGGAUUUCUAUACCAUUUGUAAGGAUAAUGGCUUGCUUAAUCUGACCAAGAAAUUUGGCUUGUCACCGCUACAGUUCGCAGAGAAUUUGAGGGAUAAUUACCAGCGUCAUGAACCAGAGCAAGUGCCGGAAGAACCAGAAGAAUUGGCAGAACAAUACAUUUGCAAUGGUUUUCAAACGGCAGCAGCGGUGUUGGAAGGAGCUCGUCAUAUGCUAGCGGUUCAAAUUGCCAGGACUCCGUUGGUUCGCCAGAGUGUCAGGCAAGCGUUUUUUGACAGGGCCAAAGUCAGUCUUAUCCCAACAAAAAAGGGGAAAAAAGAAAUCGACGACUUCCACCAAUAUGCUGCUUUUAAAUACAUCAAACAUAAGCCUGUAAGGGAUCUACAAGGCGAGCAGUUCCUGAAAAUGUGUCAAGCAGAAAAAGAAGGACUCGUCGAAGUAAAAGUCGGAAUCGACUUGGAUGCAGAAUUAGGCUAUACUACAUAUCUCGAGGAGAUUAAGAUGCUGUUCUACAGGGACGAGUACAGUCGAGUGGUUCAAGAAUGGAAUAAACAUAGAACAAAAGUCCUCGUCAAAGCAUUAGAACAAAUUUUAUACCCAGCUUUUGCAAACGAACUGAAAUCUAAGCUGCUGCGAGAGUCAACAGAUUACGUCAUACAGCUCUGUGCGAGAAAAUUGAAGUCUUUGAUAGCCGUUGCUCCAUACCAAGGGGAUAGUCACGUGAGGCAAGAAAGUGACUUUGGAGGGCGUACGGAAACGGAGCAUGGUUGCAGGGUGCUAGCCUGUGGUUUCAUGCCAGAUCAGAAUGUUGCUGCAUUCAUAGCAAUGUUGGAUGGUGAUGGUGAAGUGAUCGAUUUUCUAAGACUGAAACAUUUAUUGAAAAGGAGGAAUGUUGGAAGACAGGCAGACCGAGAGGCCAAGGAACGGGAGUUUGAAACUGUCAAGAAGUUUAUUUUGAACCACAGACCUCACGUUGUCGCCGUGACUGCGCAAUGCAGGGAGGCGCAAAACGUCGUGGAAGAUAUUCGUUCUUGUAUUGUUGAUUUGGAACAAGAGCAGCAGAUGGCUCCCAUCUAUGUUGAGCUGGUUGACGGGGAAGUUGCUAAGAUUUACGAGGCCUCACCGAGAUCUACGACUGAAUUUAAAGAUUACCCGCCUCUUCUUCGGCAUGCUGUGUCUAUUGGAAGGAGGCUGCAAGAUCCUUUGAUUGAAUUCGCCGGCUUGUGUGACGGAGAAGGCGAACUAGAAUGCCUAAUUUUGCAUCCGCUUCAGGAAUUACUCCCAAAGGAGCAGCUUGCAAAAGCCCUGGAAGUCGAAUUCAUCAACCGGACAAACGUUGUUGGUGUUGAUGUAAACAGAGCUAUAGAGCAUCCGCAUGUCGCGGCGCUGAUCCAGUUUAUUUGUGGACUGGGCCCGAGGAAAGGUGGAGACCUCAUUAAGAAAUUGAAAACGCAGACAACACGUUUGGAAAACCGAUCUCAGUUGGUUCUAACAUAUGGCAUGGGUCCGCAAGUAUUCCUUAAUUGCGCCGGUUUUAUUAAAAUAGACACCUCGUCAAUCGGGGACAAUAUGGAAGUUCUUGAUAGCACGAGGAUUCAUCCAGAAACAUAUGACUGGGCGAGAAAGAUGGCAGUUGAUGCACUGGAAUACGAUGACGGUAUGGAAGAGGCCCAACCCUCUGCGGCUGUGGAGGAGAUUCUGGAGCAACCCGACCGCCUGAAAGACUUAGAUUUGGACGCAUUUGCCGAUGAACUGGCACGUCAAGGGUAUGGAAAUAAACAGAUAACGCUCUAUGACAUCAGAGAUGAACUGAUUAAUCGCUUCAAAGAUCACCGUGUACCGUACAGACAGCUAGAUCCAGAUGAGAAGUUCAAGCUGCUGACUGGUGAAACGGAGGAGACUUUGUUUGUUGGUAAGAUGGUCACUUGCAUCGUCACGGGAUUCGCCUACCGUAAGCCGUCAAGAGAGGCUUUGGACCAAGCCAAUCCUGUGCGAAAUGACGACACAAAUCUUUGGCAAUGUCCCUUUUGCCUCAAAGAUAACUUUCCAGAUCUCAGUGAGGUCUGGACCCAUUUCGAUAAUGGCAGUUGCGCUGGAGAAGCGGUAGGUGUCCGGGUACGGCUUGACAACGGAAUCUCCGGAUUCAUCAGCAACAGAAACAUCAGCGAUAAAGGUGUCAAGAGGCCGGAAGAUCGUGUUCAGCAUGGUAUGACUCUUCAUGCGCGGGUUUUAAAGCUAAACAUGGAAAGGUUCCAGGUUGAUUUGAGUUGCAAAUCCUCUGAUCUUGCGGACAAAGAAAAGAAAUUUAGCCCACCAAAAGAUUUGUAUUAUGAUCACGAUGCAGCAGAUAAAGACAAAAAGGUGGAAGAAGACGCUAAAAAGGCGCUUAUGAAACGAACAGCCUAUAUCAAGAGAGUCAUCUCGCACCCUGCCUUCAAAAACUUCACCUUCAGAGAUGCUGAAAAGUUUCUGGAAGAUCUGGAGCAAGGUGAAUGUGUCUUCAGGCCAAGUAGCAAGGGUAGUGAUCAUCUUACUGUGACUUGGAAAGUUCACACGGCAAUAUAUCAACACGUUGAUAUAAGAGAAGAAGGCAAAGAAAACGUGUUCAGUUUGGGAAAGUCCUUGUGGAUUGAGAAUGAGGAGUACGAAGAUUUAGAUGAAAUUAUAGCGCGAUAUAUUCAGCCCAUGUCAUCCCAAGCCCGCGAAAUCAUUAAUCAUCGGUAUUAUCGAGAGACAGAAGGUGGCGUCAAGCAGAAGUUAGAAGAAAUUUUAGUGACCGAAAAGCGAAAAAACCCGUCCAGAAUACCGUAUUUCUUUUCCGCAUCGCAGACCUACCCCGGGAAGUUCAUGUUGGGCUACAUGCCCAGGAACAAACCGAGAGUAGAAUAUGUCACAGUUUGCCCAGAAGGAUUUAGAUACAGAGGACGUGUGCACGGAAAUACUAACGCGCUUCUCCGCUGGUUUAAAGAGCAUUUCAGAGAUCCUAUACCAGGUCUUACCCCUAAACUGACACGUACACCAGGAGGCGGCUCUACUAACGCCACGCCGUACACCCCUGGCGGAACACCGCACUCUAUUUUGACCGACAUUGAUAUGAGUCGCCUCACACCUUUGUCGAUGCAAGGCUAUUCCAGGGGUACACCAGCACACUCAGCCAACCCAGCCGUUGCCAUUUUGCAGCAAGACCAAGCUCGAUCGUCCCCAGGACAGAAUUAUGGAAACCAGCAAUGGAACUCAUACAGACAAAAUCAACAGUUUCCAGAUCAAUACAACAGGUACGGGAAUUACUCUUCAAGACAGAAUACCCCGCAGCAACAGCAACAGCAAGACCAGCAGCAGUAUGUUAGAUAAGCACAGCAGGCAAAGCUGGGGUAUUUUAGAUAAGACAAUGGGUGGUGGAAUCGUUUGGGAAAUAUGGCCUAAUAGAAGACUUCGAUUGGAAAAUGAAGGACAGUUUUGGUUCUGUUCAGUUAGAUGAGGCAGCUUUUCUGGGCCUUCCAGUAAAUGGGUAACAUUUUUUCUGGAUUAUUGUAUAGGCAAUAGAUAUCAUGACAUUUUAAAUGAACUUGUAUUUUAUGCAUAAUGAUUAUGAUUACAUUGUUUUUGUUCAA
Molecule: messenger RNA, 5510 nt
Organism: Rhopilema esculentum
Lineage: Eukaryota; Metazoa; Cnidaria; Scyphozoa; Rhizostomeae; Rhizostomatidae
Product: transcription elongation factor SPT6
Biological process (GO): transcription elongation-coupled chromatin remodeling; nucleosome organization; transcription elongation by RNA polymerase II
Cellular component (GO): transcription elongation factor complex
Molecular function (GO): nucleosome binding; DNA binding; histone binding
Source: RefSeq, a predicted model, not a curated record